Messenger RNA from Mesocestoides corti, 1563 nucleotides. The record is from the annotation of a GenBank genome assembly. Lineage: Eukaryota; Metazoa; Platyhelminthes; Cestoda; Cyclophyllidea; Mesocestoididae.
AUGAUGCGGAGAAUCGCGGCUACAUCCCCACAAGACAGGAUGCCUCUCCUUCUGACCCUCCUCAUGGUAGCGACCGCCCAGGCGAACACACCGGGCCGGUGGGACUGGCAUAGGAGUGGUGUAAGAAAUAAAGCAGCCGUGACAAGUUCGCCAUUCGGAGGCUCCUCACUUGGCCGCCUCACUACAGCCGACGCUGACAUGAUAUCAAAUGAACCACCUCAGUCACCCUAUUUUUCUGACUGGAACCGUCUAGUGAGUGGCUACGGAUCUCAACGGUGCUACAAGAUCCCAAGGGAAAUGAAGCUAUGCAACAACAUCGGCUACGACCUCAUGGUACUGCCGAAUAGUCUUGAGCACGAGACCAUGGAUGAGGUGAUUACCCAAUCGGAAGUGUGGAUGACGUUAGUUAAGCUAGGUUGUCAUGACGAAUUGGAGCGGUUUUUGUGUUCGCUGUACGCACCUGUCUGUAUAAGGGGGUAUCAUGAGAAACUCAUUCAACCCUGCCGGGAGCUGUGUGAGAGUGUGAGAGCCGCGUGCCUACCCACGAUGACCACUUUCGGUCUGGGAUGGCCGGACAUUGUCAAGUGCUCCAAGUUCCCACAAUCUCCUCAGGAGCUAUGCAUCCCACCUAACAAGCCAAAAAGUAAGGGCAUGCUUUUGACCUUAAUCGACAAAACAAUUGUUUUGAAGCCAGACCUUGGGUAUGGUGAGUCCCAUGAGCCCUCCGCACCGACCGGCCAGCCAGGAAGCUGGCACCAGCGAUGCGUGGUUAUGUGCAUACACAGGUAUCCAAUUGUAAUCAAUUUUCCAUAUUUUGCAGAAACACGCUGCUCAGGAUGCGUUGAUAAACCAACCUACGAAAGCGCAAUCGGUAGCUUCUGCAUAGCCGAUGUUGUAAUUCGAGCUAAAGUACUGGAUGUCAAGCCUGCGUCAUCCCCAGGUAGUCGGAACACAACUUUUAGGAUCCGAACCAAUGGUAGAAUGGGUGUCUUCAAACUGCCGAAGGCAGUCAGCUCACCGGCGAAUUUGGACUUCCAGAUGACCUGCGACUGUCCCAUUGUCAGGGCAGCCGUGACACGUCCAAAGGGACCUGGACGAUGGCUUCUGAUGGGCAAACUACACGACAACAGGCGAACUCUACUGAUCCAGCAUAUAUCCCAACCUUCUUGGCAGAAUACAGAAAUUAAACGCGCCAUUCGGGACAUCAUUCGUCGCCCUGAAUCCCUUUGCAAAGUGGAUUUAAUGCAGCCUUCUGCAAUCCAUCAGAGUGUUGCGAUCUACGGAUCCCCCUCUAAGACUAUGCAAUACUCUCGUCCACGACAUCGUUAUCCUGGGAAAAAUGAUUCCAACCAGAGCCCUGAAAAGCGGAAAAGACGACGUCAUUUGCGUCGCAGACAAACACAAAGACGAAAUCAUUCUAAGGCGUCACCACUUGAUACCAAACACCCUAGUGUUGGACCUUCCAAUGCCCUACAUCAGUCCAUGAAUAGCAUUCACGUCACUACAUCAACACCGCAUCCUUAUCACCGGCAGCAAAAGGGCCAUUCUCCUCACAUGCAAUGA